GUGCGACGUCGGUUGAGGCGAGUGUAGCUCGCGCUUGUCAAAUAACUUAUUUCUAGGAUUUUCCUUUACUGUUAAACCAUUGUAUUUAAUUUAACCCUCGUCCCGUAGACGUCUGUGAUUCGUAAAUUUUACGAUAUUAUCAAUAAACGUGUCUUGUAUGCCUCGUAGAGUCAUACUGACUGAUUUAGCAGUGUCGAUAACAUGAUUAAAUUAUUUUCGUUAAAACAAGCGAAAAAAGAUGGCGAAUCACCGAAGGCAGGUACUCAAAAGAAGGCAUCGGCGGCACAGCUCAGGAUUACUAAAGAUAUUAACGAACUGAAUCUUCCCAAAACAUGCAACACAGAGUUCCCCGAUCCCGAUGACUUGUUAAAUUUUAAAUUAGUUAUUUGUCCCGAUGAGGGUUUUUACAGGGGCGGAAAAUUCACAUUUAGCUUUAAGGUUGGACCGAAUUAUCCCCACGAACCGCCAAAAGUCAAGUGCGAAACUCAAGUGUAUCAUCCAAAUAUUGAUCUUGAGGGAAAUGUGUGUCUCAACAUUUUGAGGGAAGACUGGAAGCCUGUACUCACGAUUAAUUCCAUUGUUUAUGGAUUGCAGUAUCUCUUCUUGGAACCCAACCCAGAAGAUCCACUAAACAAAGAAGCUGCAGAGGUAUUACAGAACAACAGGAGAACCUUCGAACAGAAUGUAACAAAAGCGAUGAGAGGGGGCUACGUUGGGUCGUUCUACUUUGAACGGUGUCUCAAGUGAUACAUUUUUUUCUACAUCCAUGAUUCUGAAUGCAAUCUCUCACGAGUCGUCGUCGUAUAGAGAAGAAUUAAAUUCCCCGAUGCAGUAACGAAAACAGUAAAUUGGCGCUAUUGCCAGCAUCGCACGUCCAUUCUCUUAUAAUUUUUGUUCUUUUAGUUUAAAAAAAACAUGUCUCAGCAUUUGCAUAUUUGGCUAACUUAAAUAACGUAAAAUAGCCACGGGAUAUGAUUCCCUCCAUUGCUAUUUCGAAAGAUAUAGAACAGUAAAGCUUAUUAUUUGGAUAUUUUAUAUUGAUUUUUUAUUGAAAACUUCCGCACACAUGCAAAGCGUCAACUUUUGUCACUGCUCGGGCAGUUUAGGUGGACAAUUGCAUAAUGUAUCUUCUCAAGAAGCAUCCUAACGUGAUUUAAUUUCAAUAUGAAAACGACGAUAUGGAGAUUUAUGUAAAAAAAACCUAUUGCUGGAUAAUUAAAUUGAGUAAAUGAACUUUAGAUAUUUGAGAAGAUAAAGACGAUGGAAGAAAAUGUGAAUGAAAAAAUGUGCGGUAGUCGUGAGAAAAAUAUUACACGCCAGAUUUUAUUUAUUAAAUAUCGAAGGAACAUAACGAUCUCGUUUGUCAAUUGAUGCUAUAAAUAUUUUUAACUAUAUUUUUUUCUUGUCAGCUUUCACCAUUUCAUUUUUUCUAAACUGAUAUUAAACUUAGAUAAACGAAGGAGAAAUUAUUAAUAAAAUUGUCGCCCCUUUAGAUUGUUAAAUUUUUUACGUUUCAAUAAUCGAAAAAUAUUUAUGGCUUUGCGUAAUGAUUAAUUGGAGGAAUAUUGGCACUCUGGGGGACAGCGUAAGUGCUUCAGAGGGUCAGGAAAUUUGUAAAGACUCUUCAAUACUUUCCGCACUCAAUAUUUUUCUGUUUCGUUUUUUAAAUAGGAGAUGUAAAUUUAAAAAAUUUAAAAAAUUGUUGCGACUCGAAGAAUUUUCACGCAGCUAUGUAAAGAUAUAUUCAAUUAUAAAAAUAAAUGAAACAAUAAUUCUGCGACAA
Molecule: messenger RNA, 1783 nt
Organism: Diachasma alloeum
Lineage: Eukaryota; Metazoa; Arthropoda; Insecta; Hymenoptera; Braconidae
Gene: UbcE2M
Product: NEDD8-conjugating enzyme Ubc12
Exons: 4
Coding region: 202-747 (181 amino acids)
Source: RefSeq, a predicted model, not a curated record